AUGGAGAUGGAUUGGCCAGAUAAUCAGGAGCCUGUAUCCAGCAUAACAAGACAGAUGGAUUGGCCAGAUACUCAGGAGCCUGUAUCCAGCAUAACAAGACAGAUGGAGAUGGAUUGGCCAGAUACUCAGGAGCCUGUAUCCAGCAUAACAAGACAGAUGGAUUGGCCAGAUACUCAGGAGCCUGUAUCCAGCAUAACAAGACAGAUGGAUUGGCCAGAUACUCAGGAGCCUGUAUCCAGCAUAACAAGACAGAUGGAGAUGGAUUGGCCAGAUACUCAGGAGCCUGUAUCCAGCAUAACAAGACAGAUGGAUUGGCCAGAUACUCAGGAGCCUGUAUCCAGCAUAACAAGACAGAUGGAUUGGCCAGAUACUCAGGAGCCUGUAUCCAGCAUAACAAGACAGAUGGAGAUGGAUUGGCCAGAUACUCAGGAGCCUGUAUCCAGCAUAACAAGACAGAUGGAUUGGCCAGAUACUCAGGAGCCUGUAUCCAGCAUAACAAGACAGAUGGAGAUGGAUUGGCCAGAUACUCAGGAGCCUGUAUCCAGCAUAACAAGACAGAUGGAUUGGCCAGAUACUCAGGAGCCUGUAUCCAGCAUAACAAGACAGAUGGAGAUGGAUUGGCCAGAUACUCAGGAGCCUGUAUCCAGCAUAACAAGACAGAUGGAUUGGCCAGAUACUCAGGAGCCUGUAUCCAGCAUAACAAGACAGAUGGAGAUGGAUUGGCCAGAUACUCAGGAGCCUGUAUCCAGCAUAACAAGACAGAUGGAUUGGCCAGAUACUCAGGAGCCUGUAUCCAGCAUAACAAGACAGAUGGAUUGGCCAGAUACUCAGGAGCCUGUAUCCAGCAUAACAAGACAGAUGGAGAUGGAUUGGCCAGAUACUCAGGAGCCUGUAUCCAGCAUAACAAGACAGAUGGAGAUGGAUUGA
Molecule: messenger RNA, 927 nt
Organism: Physella acuta
Lineage: Eukaryota; Metazoa; Mollusca; Gastropoda; Physidae
Source: RefSeq, a predicted model, not a curated record